GUGUGAUGUUGACUGUCACAGAUAUCCUGUUGGAGAUGGAUCCUACGUCUGUGUCAGAGGGGGAGAGAGUCACACUGAGAUGUAGAACCCAAUGUACAGUCAGUCUCAACCCCACCUACAUCUGGUACAAGAACGGACAAAGUCUGACCAACCCAAUCACUAGUUAUAACAGCCUGAUCCUAGACCCAGUCAACAGUUAUAACAGCCUGAUCCUAGAUCCUGUCAGCAGUGAGGAUGCAGGGAACUACUCCUGUGCUGUAGAAGGCUUAGAGAGAAUCCUCUCACCAGAAGAGACUCUCACUGUCAGAUAUGGUCCAAGGAACACCUCAGUGUCAGUCAGUCCUUCUGGUGAAAUAGUGGAGGGCAGUUCAGUGACUCUGACCUGCAGCAGUGAUGCCAACCCACCUGUGGACAAAUACACCUGGUACAAGAAGAACGUAACCUCACCAAAAGCAUCAGGACAGAGUUACAGCAUCACUAACAUCAUCUCUGAGGACAGAGGAGAAUAUUACUGUGAGGCCCAGAAUAGAAAAGGAUCUAUGAACUCUACAGCUCUGAUGAUCAUUGUAGCAGGAAAACAGACCUCAGUUGUGACUGCAGCUGUAGGAAUCAUCAUAGUGGUGCUUCUGGUUCUCAUCCUCUGUCUCUCUGGAUUCAUGUGGUUCAGGAGAUCCACAGGAGGAAGUGAUGCCACAGCAGACACACAGAGUGUCCGUCCUGACUGUAACAGUGACACGUACACAGGUCUGAACAUGAGGACCAUGUCCCCUGACUACGACACUCUGAUAAGUGUCCAUCCUGACCCUAACAGUGAUACGUACACACCUCUGAACAUGAAGACCAGGUCACCAGAGUAUGACACCCUGGCAAAUGUGAGGGGAAUCUCCCACUGAAGAGAAGCAACACCGAACCUGGACUGAAGAGAACAACCACAGAUUCUGGACUGAAGAGAAGCACCACAGAACCUGGACUGAAGAGAAUCAUCACAGAUCCUGGACUGAAGAGAACCACCACAGAACCUGGACUGAAGAGAAGCACCACAGAUCCUGGACUGAAGAGAACAACCAACAUUGAACCUGGACUGAAGAGAAGACCACAGAUCCUGGACUGAAGAGAACAACCAACAUUGAACCUGGACUGAAGAGAAGCACCACAGAACCUGGACGGAAGAGAAGCACCACAGAACCUGGAUGGAAGAGAACCACCACAGAUCCUGGACUGAAGAGAAGCACCACAGAUUCCGGACUGAAGAGAAGCACCAACAUUGAUCCUGGACUGAAGAGAAGCACCAACAUUGAACCUGGACUGAAGAGAACCACCAACAUUGAACCUGGACUGAAGAGAACCACCAACAUUGAACCUGGACUGAAGAGAACCACCAACAUUGAACCU
This is a messenger RNA of Oncorhynchus mykiss (rainbow trout), 1392 nucleotides long. The record is from RefSeq and is a predicted model, not a curated record. NCBI's taxonomy places the organism in Eukaryota, Metazoa, Chordata, Actinopteri, Salmoniformes, Salmonidae.